Carassius auratus (goldfish) is the source of this 400-nucleotide messenger RNA. Its product is annotated as lymphocyte antigen 6D-like. The transcript has 3 exons. Lineage: Eukaryota; Metazoa; Chordata; Actinopteri; Cypriniformes; Cyprinidae. The record is from RefSeq and is a predicted model, not a curated record. Bases 7 to 270 code for a protein of 87 amino acids.
AAGAACAUGUUCCUUCGCAUGAGCAGACCAGCUUCCAUCAUGAAGACGCUAGUGUGUGCUCUUAUUGUGGUGCUUCUCUGCAGUGCUUCAGUGCACUCGCUGACAUGCUACACCUGUGUGGAUGGGGACUGCAAGACCCCAACUCAAUGCCCAGCUUCAAGCAACUUCUGCAAAACAAUUUCAACAGCCACUGUGUUCAGCCGGACAUGUGAGGAGUUCUGUGUUCCUGGAGUGAACAUCUACUGCUGCACUUCUGAUCUGUGUGACUGAUCUCUCAACAUCACCCAGUCAUCGGAUCAGUCACUAUAGUUCAUUGUAAUAGCGUAGCACAAAAAAAAUCCCUGGGUUACUCUAGGUGUUUCAUUUUUCUAAUUCCUUUUUCCCAUUUGAAUCAACAUGG